This is a messenger RNA of Pectinophora gossypiella (pink bollworm), 2206 nucleotides long. RefSeq names its product heat shock 70 kDa protein cognate 4 (gene Hsc70-4). Gene Ontology annotation, molecular function: ATP binding; heat shock protein binding; ATP hydrolysis activity. The record is from RefSeq and is a predicted model, not a curated record. Gene Ontology annotation, biological process: vesicle-mediated transport; protein refolding; cellular response to unfolded protein. Lineage: Eukaryota; Metazoa; Arthropoda; Insecta; Lepidoptera; Gelechiidae. Bases 156 to 2117 code for a protein of 653 amino acids. The transcript is spliced from 3 exons. Gene Ontology annotation, cellular component: cytoplasm; plasma membrane; cytosol.
CGAGUGACGUCUGCUCGCUCCCCCCAAUCGUAUAUAAACUUUUCGUGUGAUAUCGACGCCAUCUUAUUUCUUGAAAAGAAGCCGUCAAUCGCGCACGUUUGCUGAGUGUUCUCUUAGAUAAGUUAUCGACUGAAUUCUACUAGUUAAAUAUCAAAAUGGCAACAAAAGCACCCGCAGUAGGUAUCGACCUGGGCACCACCUACUCCUGCGUUGGAGUGUUCCAGCAUGGCAAGGUGGAGAUCAUCGCCAAUGACCAGGGCAACCGCACCACGCCCUCGUACGUCGCCUUCACCGACACCGAGCGCCUCAUCGGUGAUGCUGCUAAGAACCAGGUCGCCAUGAACCCCAACAACACUAUUUUUGAUGCCAAGCGUCUUAUUGGUCGCAAAUUCGAAGAUGCUACUGUACAAGCCGACAUGAAGCACUGGCCAUUUGAAGUGGUCAGUGAUGGUGGCAAGCCAAAGAUUAAGGUACAAUACAAGGGUGAAGACAAGACCUUCUUCCCUGAGGAAGUGAGCUCAAUGGUGCUUACUAAGAUGAAGGAAACAGCUGAGGCAUACCUUGGCAAAACGGUGCAGAAUGCAGUCAUCACGGUUCCAGCGUACUUCAAUGACUCACAGAGACAGGCCACAAAAGAUGCGGGUACCAUCUCUGGCCUGAACGUUCUCCGAAUUAUCAAUGAACCGACUGCUGCUGCGAUUGCGUACGGCCUCGAUAAGAAGGGAGGCGGAGAACGUAACGUACUUAUUUUCGACCUCGGUGGUGGUACUUUCGACGUGUCCAUCCUGACCAUCGAAGAUGGUAUCUUCGAAGUAAAGUCUACCGCCGGAGACACGCACUUGGGAGGCGAGGACUUCGACAACCGAAUGGUAAACCACUUUGUACAGGAGUUCAAGAGGAAGUACAAGAAGGAACUUACCACAAACAAGAGGGCCCUGCGACGACUCAGGACCGCAUGUGAACGCGCGAAGAGGACCCUGUCGUCCUCUACUCAGGCCAGUAUUGAAAUCGACUCUCUCUUCGAGGGUAUUGACUUCUACACCUCAAUCACCAGGGCUCGUUUUGAGGAACUGAACGCCGAUCUGUUCAGAUCUACCAUGGAGCCGGUUGAGAAGUCUCUCCGUGACGCCAAAAUGGACAAGUCGCAGAUCCAUGACAUUGUCCUGGUUGGUGGUUCCACUCGUAUUCCUAAAGUGCAGAAGCUUCUUCAGGACUUCUUCAAUGGCAAGGAGCUUAACAAAUCCAUCAAUCCCGACGAGGCCGUCGCGUACGGUGCGGCUGUACAGGCCGCCAUCUUGCACGGUGACAAGUCUGAGGAAGUACAGGACCUGCUGCUGCUUGAUGUUACACCGCUGUCGCUGGGUAUCGAAACCGCCGGCGGUGUUAUGACCACCCUCAUUAAGCGUAACACUACCAUUCCCACUAAGCAGACCCAGACCUUCACUACUUACUCUGAUAACCAACCUGGAGUGCUUAUUCAAGUUUUCGAGGGUGAGCGCGCCAUGACCAAAGAUAACAACCUCCUCGGAAAAUUCGAACUUACUGGCAUCCCACCCGCGCCACGUGGUGUUCCUCAGAUCGAGGUCACCUUCGACAUCGACGCCAACGGUAUCUUGAACGUAUCGGCCGUCGAGAAGUCUACCAACAAGGAGAACAAGAUUACCAUCACCAACGACAAGGGUCGCCUGUCUAAGGAGGAAAUUGAGCGCAUGGUUAACGAGGCUGAGAAGUACAGGACUGAGGAUGAGAAACAGAAGGAAACCAUUGGGGCCAAGAAUGCUCUCGAGUCUUACUGCUUCAACAUGAAGUCCACCAUGGAAGAUGAGAAGCUGAAGGACAAGAUCUCGGACACCGAUAAGCAGACCAUUUUGGACAAAUGCAAUGAUACCAUUAAAUGGCUCGAUUCCAACCAGUUGGCUGACAAGGAGGAAUAUGAACACAAGCAGAAGGAGUUGGAGGGUAUCUGCAACCCGAUCAUCACCAAGCUGUACCAAGGAGCCGGCGGCGCGCCAGGUGGUAUGCCCGGCGGUAUGCCCGGCUUCCCUGGCGGCGCUCCCGGCGCUGGAGGCGCAGCGCCCGGUGGCGGUGCCGGACCCACCAUUGAGGAGGUUGACUAAACACAUUCCACGAGUUUUCGAAAAUAAGAUCAUUCGGCAUAGAGGUGUUACAACCCUUGCUUGAAAUUCAAUAAAUGAGUUAAAACAUA